Ordospora pajunii is the source of this 258-nucleotide messenger RNA. RefSeq lists its product as uncharacterized. The coding region runs from base 1 to 258 and encodes 85 amino acids. NCBI's taxonomy places the organism in Eukaryota, Fungi, Microsporidia, Ordosporidae. The record is from RefSeq and is a predicted model, not a curated record. The transcript has a single exon.
AUGAUGGUGGGAGAUUGUAUUGGACCAGAGGAGGACUUUGAGGAGAUGCCGGCAAUAAAGAGGAUCCCAUUGACUAUUUGCCUGUGGAUGGAUAGAUGUGUGGAAAUGAUGCCGGAAAUUGUCAGGAAAGCAGCAUGCAGUGGAUACAGCUUGCUUUCGAUGGGGCAUUGCCUAUUCUGUGCAUCUGUUCCUUUUGUGUAUGUUUAUCAGAGAGAGAUGGCAAGUGCAGGGCAUUCGAUGCUUAGUGCAAUUGAAUGA